Messenger RNA from Candidozyma auris, 936 nucleotides. It is a transcript of the gene IPL1, whose product is annotated as aurora kinase. The record is from RefSeq and is a predicted model, not a curated record. Gene Ontology annotation, molecular function: protein kinase activity; ATP binding. Bases 1 to 936 code for a protein of 311 amino acids. Gene Ontology annotation, cellular component: chromosome passenger complex; spindle microtubule; spindle pole centrosome. Gene Ontology annotation, biological process: regulation of cytokinesis; protein phosphorylation; mitotic spindle organization. The transcript has a single exon. Lineage: Eukaryota; Fungi; Ascomycota; Pichiomycetes; Serinales; Metschnikowiaceae.
AUGCUGCCCAGACGCCCACUUGCAAAGCUCCUGGUCAACUCAGAACGGACCAGCGAAAAACGCCAUCUGCGAAAAUCGCCCUUUGUAGAACAGCCGCCUCAAAAGCUUCCGUCUCCGCCCACAAAAUGCAAACAGCUACUGCUCGCUGACUUCGAGUUUGGCAAGGUCUUGGGAAAGGGAAAGCUAGGCAAAGUGUACUGUGUCAAGCACCGGGAGCUGGGGCUUGUGUGUGCAAUCAAGGCGAUGAGCAAAAAAGAUUUGGUCAAUUUGAAGCUUGAGAAGAACCUACGAAGGGAGAUCGAGAUCCAGAGAGAUUUGGUCCAUCCCCACGUUUCUCGCCUCUAUGGGUAUUUUUACGACGAUACAAACGUCUACUUGAUUUUGGAGUACGCCUUGUAUGGCGAAGUGUAUCAGCUUCUAAAGACAAGAAGGCGCUUUGACGAAACGACCGCCUCAAAGUACAUAUACCAGGUUUCUUUGGCGCUCCAGUAUUUGCAUUCCCGUCACGUCAUCCACAGAGACAUCAAGCCUGAAAACAUCUUAUUGCUGGAUAUGGGUGACGUGAAGCUCAGCGACUUUGGCUGGUCGGUGAAACUGGACCCGUUCUCCCAGAAGCGGCUCACUGUAUGUGGAACUCUCGACUAUCUCUCUCCUGAAAUGGUGGAAUCCCGCUCGCACGACUUUGCUGUGGAUAUUUGGCUGUUGGGCAUUUUGACAUAUGAAUUUUUGGUUGGAAGACCACCAUUUGAAGAUGACGAUAAGGGAACAACUUACAAAAGAAUCGCAAGGGUCGAUCUACGGAUCCCCAGCUUUGUUAGCGACGAGGCCACAGAUUUUAUACGGCUGCUUCUACAGAAAAACCCACGACACCGGCUUCCUUUAGUUGAAGUUGCCACCCACCCCUGGGUGCAGAAGCAUAAGGCUCACUGGAGCUGA